AUGGGGCGAGGCCUAAAAAUAUCUGCCUCCACUUCCUCUGUCUCUCUCUCCUCCCAUUCCUCUGCGCCGCCCCAUCUCCUCCGAUUCCCCUCCUCUUCUUCGUGCGCGGCGGCCGGCGCGCAGCUCCUGGCGCUGCCGUCCGUCCACCCUGGCUCUCUCAGAUCGGGGCGGGGCAGAGCAGCUCUGCCUUCUUCCCGUCCUCCAUCCACAUACGUGCAGCGACGACCUAGGAGAAGCUCAAGCCACAGUGAUGGUCCACGGCACCGUCGCCGUCGUCCUCGGCAGGAGGAGCACGGACCGCAUAGACGGCCGGCUCCGUCCUGCUCCCAUGCCGCCGUCCGUCCAUCCUUUCUCUGUCUUUUGUUUUCCUUCUCUUUUAGAUCGGGGCGACUGCUAACUCUCUCUCUCAUUCUCAUUCUCAUUUUCGUUGGUGCUGAUGGCCACGACCACCUCACGGUGAGUGAGGAAGAUGCUUUACUGCGGGGAGGGAAGCAGCCGCAGAUUGAGGAGGACGGCACAGGUCGCGAGCAUGGUCAUGGCCUUCAGAUUGAGGAGGACGGCACAGGUCAAGCUCAAGCCUGGGAACGCGUCCUGUGGCCAUGCAGCGGCUCUUCUUCACCGUCUGUCACUUUGACAACGACUGCUACGUCCAGCACGACUCCAACCUCUUCCUCGGUCUCCGCCUAUGCUCCACCGGCACAAUCAAGUCAAGCAGGAGGAAGAGAGAUUCUCGAUUUGAGAAAGAAGAGAAGAGAAAUAAUCUUCAGGAAGAGUUUGGUGAAGAAUAAGGUCAUAUCAGCUCCAUAUCAUGUUGCAGAGGAAAAACUUCUCACCAUAUUCAGGCAUCUGUGGGAAGGAGAAGAACUGAAAAUGGUGACUUAUAUUGACUGGAAACCAAACCGCUGAAUGGAAAUAACUCAAAAGAAGAGAACGGAGAUGCUGUCUCUUUGCAAUUCGAUAACCGUCAGUUCAGUUACUAAGAACUCAAGACCAUCACAAAUAGAUUCGAGAAUUCCAUUGGCAAAGGUCAGUUUGGAGUUGUCUAUCUUGGCUACUUGGAACAUGGAAACCCAGUUACUAUUACUGUUGUUUGGUAUUUGGACAUAUCUUUCUGAGAGGGAGAUGGGAACAGACAAAUUCGGGGAGAUGGGAACCGACAAAUUCAGUGAAGGUUGGCUGCGCGUAAACUAUUGUGAUCAAGUUGGGAACAAAUGUUUCCUCUAACUCCUCGUGUUGGAGACUGGGGUUAGGAGUGGAAGUGAUCCGUUAACAAACAAGAACUUGGCAGAAGCUAUACAUAUGCAAAUAGAGGUUCAGACACAGCUCCAUGAACAGCUAUAGGUGCCUUCUUUGUUCCUGUUUUCGAGCUCUAAUUGGAUGAUGCUGUUGUCGGCGUAUAUUUUUUAUGGUAGGAGCAUUUUUUUCUAGCUUCACAAUAAUUACUGUGCUUUGUGUAGGUAUGAACCCAAAUCCAUAUUUAAAUGGGUGCUAAAUAUUUUUGCGGCAUGGUGGACUUUCUAAUCUGGUCA
Messenger RNA from Triticum urartu, 1529 nucleotides. The record is from RefSeq and is a predicted model, not a curated record. NCBI's taxonomy places the organism in Eukaryota, Viridiplantae, Streptophyta, Magnoliopsida, Poales, Poaceae.